Anastrepha obliqua is the source of this 480-nucleotide messenger RNA. Its product is annotated as cuticle protein 18.6-like. The coding region runs from base 1 to 480 and encodes 159 amino acids. Lineage: Eukaryota; Metazoa; Arthropoda; Insecta; Diptera; Tephritidae. Gene Ontology annotation, cellular component: extracellular matrix. The record is from RefSeq and is a predicted model, not a curated record. The transcript has 2 exons.
AUGCAAAUCCUUUCGUGUAUUGCCUUCCUCAUCGCUGCUGCACUCUUCGGUGGUGCAUUCGCAAGCUAUGCACCUCAUGGUCAUGCCUCUAGCUAUGCUGCAGUAGUGCAAGAAUUUCAUCAUCAUCAUCCCGACACUACUCAUGAUCAGCAUGAACACCAUAAAGAGCAUUACGAACAUCACGAACCUCAUCACUAUCCCAAAUACGCUUACGAGUAUGGCGUCAAGGACCUGCACACCGGUGAUCAUAAAAGCCAAUGGGAGUAUCGUGUUGGCGAUCAAGUCAAGGGCGGCUAUACUUUUGCCGAAGCUGAUGGCACCAUACGCCUUGUAGAGUACACAGCCGAUGCUCAUAAUGGCUUCAAAGCUGUGGUGAAGAGAAUCGGCCAUGCUCACCAUUAUGGUGGCUAUGGCCAUGAAAAUGGGCCUCUUGGUCAUGAACAAGUUGGUAGCUACUAUCGAAUCAAUCAACAACAUUAA